Molecule: messenger RNA, 1089 nt
Organism: Penicillium concentricum
Lineage: Eukaryota; Fungi; Ascomycota; Eurotiomycetes; Eurotiales; Aspergillaceae
Product: GTPase GPN2
Exons: 3
Coding region: 1-1089 (362 amino acids)
Cellular component (GO): cytoplasm
Molecular function (GO): GTPase activity
Source: RefSeq, a predicted model, not a curated record
AUGCCCUUUGCCCAGCUGGUGAUUGGCCCACCGGGUGCUGGCAAGUCCACGUACUGCAAUGGCAUGCAUCAGUUCUUAGGCGCAAUCGGCCGGAAAUGCUCUGUCGUUAACCUUGACCCCGCCAACGACAAGACCUCUUAUCCAUGCGCGCUGGACGUACGUGAUCUAGUUACUCUAGAGGAUAUUAUGGAAGAGGACAAGUUGGGUCCGAAUGGUGGUGUCUUAUAUGCUCUCGAAGAGCUCGAAAACAACUUCGAAUGGCUGGAGAGCGGGCUGAAGGAGCUUGGUGAUGAUUAUAUUCUUUUCGACUGUCCCGGUCAAGUCGAGCUAUUUACACACCACGCCUCAUUACGCAACAUCUUCUACAAGAUCCAGAAGAUGGGCAUCCGGUUGAUCGUCGUCCACCUCGUCGACUCCUAUACCCUCACCCUCCCCUCAAUGUACAUCUCCGCCCUCCUCCUCUCCCUCCGCGCUAUGCUCCAACUCGACCUCCCACACCUAAACGUCCUCACCAAAAUCGACAAUCUCGCCAACUACGCCCCACUCCCUUUCAACCUAGACUACUACACCGAAGUACAAGACCUCUCCUACCUACUCCCCGAACUGGAAAGCGAGUCCUCGCGAUUCUCGCACGAGAAAUUCGGCAAGCUGAACCAGACCAUCAUCGACCUGGUCGAGGAAUUCGGCCUCGUUGCCUUCGAGACGCUGGCCGUUGAGGACAAAAAGAGUAUGAUGAGUCUCCUACGCUCCAUCGACCGUGCGUCCGGGUAUGCCUUUGGUCCUGCCGAGGGCGCCAACGAUACUGUCUGGCAAGUAGCUGUUCGGGAGGGCAUGGGUGUCACAGACGUGCGGGAUGUGCAGGAGCGUUGGGUGGAUGCUAAGGAUGAAUAUGAUGAGCAGGAGGAGAAGGAUUUGGAGGAGGAAGUUCGCUUGCGCAAUGCGGCGAGUCAGGUCGAGAAGACGGGUGCGGCGGAUGGUGGAGACGACGGAAAUGACUACGAUAAGGAUGAUGGACAUGACUAUGACGAGGAACUGGAGAAGUGGAAGAAAGAUAUGCCAGACAGUGGCGUGCGGGUGCACCGCAAGUAA